Molecule: messenger RNA, 597 nt
Organism: Galleria mellonella (greater wax moth)
Lineage: Eukaryota; Metazoa; Arthropoda; Insecta; Lepidoptera; Pyralidae
Product: coiled-coil domain-containing protein 86
Exons: 2
Coding region: 92-580 (162 amino acids)
Cellular component (GO): nucleolus
Source: RefSeq, a predicted model, not a curated record
CAAAUGUCUACCUGUCCUUUUUAAUGGUUGAAUCAGAAUUCCACAUGUUUAUUUUUUUAAUGUAAAGUAUCUAAAAUAGAUUUAAAUAAUUAUGAGUGAAGGAACUAAUGAAAAAGUUCUUGCUAUUCUAGAAAAUAUAAAAAAAAACCAAGAUGUUUCAGAAGAAAAGGCUAUUAACAACACUGUUUCUGAAAAAAAUAAUACCAAUAAUGAUAGAAAUAAACCUAUUCCAGGCAAGCCUAAAUCUGGAAGAUUUUGGAAAUCUAAAAAAGAUAAAUUUUCAUCAAUAAGUAAGACAAAAGGAUUAAAACAAGAUUUCCAGAAGAAAACAGCGCUACGUUUGGAAUUAAAGCGCACAAAAGAACUAUCAAAACAAGUCUUAGAACAAUUAAAACAGAGAGAAAUAGAUCGCAAGGAGCGGAGGAGAGAAAACAUAAAACGUUCAGAAGAGAAUAAACGAAAAGCAGAGGUGGUACAAGUGAUAACAAACACAGCAAAGCUGAAGAGAAUGAAGAAGAAACAAUUGAGGUUCAUUCAAAAGAGAGAUGUUAACACUGAUGUUGAAUCUAAGAAUAAAUAAAUAAAUAAAGUUAAUAA